AGGAAGAGCCAGGGGCUAGAGGCUACCGGCUUAAAGGCAGCCUGGGAGUGAGGCCGCUCAGCUAGAGGAAGGAAAGCGCUCCCAAGCCCCCAGGCAGAAGCCCCACAGAUGUCAGAGGUCACGGACUCAGCCCUGGGGUGUUGGGCAACUUGAGAUCACCUGCAGAGUAGCCUGCAGGUGGCAGUCCAUGAGGAGGACCUGACAGGGGUAGAGAGGGCCUUGCAGGUCUCACCAAUCCAGAGAUGGAGCAGAAGGAAGGGAAGCCCUCUGAGGACGGGACCACCGUCUCCCCGACUGCAGAGGCCCGAGGGACGCUGGGAGGUGAAGCCUCUGCAGAGGAGGUGGCCAAAGGCACAGCAGAGAAGACUGUCAAAGAGGGGACCCCAGAUGAGGCAGGAAAACAGGAAAGAGCACCAGCCGAGAACGAGGACAGCAUUUCAGCUGAAUUCGAGGGGGAAGCAAAUGGGUUGAGUGAGGUCAAGGUGGAAUCCAAAGGGGAGAUCGAACCUCAGAAGGAAGAUGGUGGGAAGGAAGAGGCCACAGCGGCUCCUCAGGAGAUGGCCCAUAGGAAAGAAGAGACCAAAUCUGAACCCAAGCAGGCUGAGGGAAAAGAGAAGACCAUGCUGGCCUCUGAGAAGCAGAAGGCUGAUGAGAAAGAGGCCAAGCCUGAAUCUGGGGAGAAAGCUGACGUGAAUGAGGAGGCCAAGGCUGAGCUGAAGCAGGCCGCUGGGGAGCAGGAGCCCAAGGCUGGAGCUAGGGAGGCUGAGGAGCAGGAGGAGGCCGCGGCAGCCUCUCAGGAGAGCGACAAAACACAGGAGCCCAAGGCUGAAGCCCAGGAGAAAGCCCAUGUCCCAGAGGCCCAGGCAGACUCUCAGAAGAAGGCUGCUGUGGAAGAUGAGGCCAAGGCUGAACCUCAGGAGGCUGAUGUGAAGGAGGAGGUGGAGUCAGGCAGUCCUAAUGAGGAGCAGGAUGAGGGGGAGGAGAGAGAGUCAGAGGAAGGGGCAGGAGUGAUGCCCAGCUCCCCUGAGGAGUGGCCCGAGAGCCCCACGGAGGAGGGCCACGGCACCAGCCCAGAUGGGUUGGGUCCAGAUACCGCGGCUUCCGGAGAGACCAGUCCUUCAGCCAGUGAGUCUUCACCCAGCGAUGUGCCCCAGAGUCCCAAGGAGCCCCCUCCCUCACAGGAGGAGAAGAAGAAGGAGAAGGUACCUGAGCGCAGGGUGUCAGCCCCUGCCCGGCCCCGGGGGCCCCGUGCACAGAACCGCAAAGCCAUCGUGGACAAGUUUGGCGGGGCAGCCUCGGGCACCACAGCCCUGUUCCGAAACACCAAGGCAGCUGGGGCAGCCAUUGGCGGUGUCAAGAACAUGCUCUUGGAGUGGUGCCGGGCCAUGACCAAAAAAUACGAGCACGUGGACAUCCAGAACUUCUCUUCAAGCUGGAGCAGCGGCAUGGCCUUCUGCGCCCUCAUCCACAAGUUCUUCCCCGAUGCCUUUGACUACACGGCGCUGGACCCCACGCAGCGCCGGCACAACUUCACCCUGGCGUUCUCCACGGCAGAGAAACUAGCCGACUGCGCCCAGCUGCUGGAGGUGGAUGACAUGGUGCGGCUGGCGGUGCCUGACUCCAAAUGUGUCUACACCUACAUCCAGGAGCUGUACCGCAGCCUUGUGCAAAAGGGACUGGUGAAGACCAAGAAGAAAUGAGGAGUGACUGACCCUGCGGGCAGAGCUGGGCAGGGCGCCCAGCUGACCAGCUGGGACUCAGGCAAGGGCAGGUGGCACCAGUCUUAACUGCAUUAAAAGUACUUUUGUAAAAUCCA
Equus caballus (horse) is the source of this 1816-nucleotide messenger RNA. Lineage: Eukaryota; Metazoa; Chordata; Mammalia; Perissodactyla; Equidae. The record is from RefSeq and is a predicted model, not a curated record.